Molecule: messenger RNA, 4659 nt
Organism: Amoebophrya sp. A25
Lineage: Eukaryota; Dinophyceae; Syndiniales; Amoebophryaceae
Source: the annotation of a GenBank genome assembly
AGGUUCCUAAUAUUCGCAGUGAACUUCGCGAGUGAUCUGACAGCGUUUUCAACUGUCUUUUUCUUAGACUUGAGACCACGGGUUGUUGAUAUUGUAAAUAUCGAAAUGAGCAUGCUGAUGGAACAUGUAAUGCCAUGAUUUAGAUAGAGUUACAAGACCAAUAUAUUGCAAUCGACUACAAGUGUCAAUUUUUUGUAGUUCAGGACGGACCACCAAACCAUAACCAAGUUGUUCAACUAAGUUCUUCAAGUAGUGAUAGAUUUCUUUUUCUAGUUGUCAAUAUACAUAUCACGCUAGACUCAAAGUCCUCAACAAACUAACACGGCAUAUCGUCCUCGUUAAACCCGUACUCUUGGUUGUUGCUAUCUACCGCGUCUCUGCCUCCGGCAAUACGUCGAGGCACAUACAACAUCCGUCCGUACUUACGCAGAGGACCACAGAGACGGACGGUUGGACACCAGUAAACCUAAAAAGCGGACUGGAGCUGGAGAUCAUUACAGCAUUGUAGGAGAACUGAGAAACAAGUGGUCGCUACUGAGGGCGGAGCAAGGCUGAAGACCCGAACCCGUUCUAAUUCUUGCUCAACGACUUGUUUUUUAUGGCUGGAGAAGACUCUCUAGGAUCCCGCGAAAUGUCGAUGUCACCCACCUCAGCGGGUGUGAAUUUCAUAAAGAGCAUCAAUCGCGACAAAAUAUGUUGCGUUGGUGCCGGGUACGUCGGUGGCCCCACGAUGGCUAUGAUCGCAAAAAACUGUCCGCACAUACAGGUAGUUUCGCGCAUUUCUACGUACAAAUCAAUGGUGGAAGAAGUGAAACUGUUCCUCGUCAUGAACGCAAUUGCAGCUGCUGCCAAUCCCUGAACAACUAUCUUUUCAGGAAAAUGAAUUUGAUAAUACGACUCCGACAUUCAUCCCGUAACCGUGUCAUCUGCUUCUGCAUGAGCAUUCCCGUCGUGGAGUAGAACCAUUCAACAAAUCACGACAAUCAGGUCCACGUUGUUGACAUCUCAGAGCCACGAAUUGCGGCAUGGAAUAGCGCGAAACUUCCAAUAUAUGAACCGGGACUGCAGGAGGUUGUGGAAAGCACUAGGGGUGUGAAUCUUUUCUUCAGCACUGACGUCGAAAAGGCAAUAGACAUGUGCGAUAUCAUUUUCGUAUCCGUCAACACGCCGACAAAGAAGACGGUACUUCUUACUUGUGCUCCUUCGUUUUUCUUUUUUUUUCCGACAUUUUCUUGGGACUUUUUAUACGGCUCUCCUGUUUGUUUUUGUUAUGUUGUCGUUGUGUACAGACAACAUCAACACGUUUAUUUAACGAUAAGGUAGUUCUUGGUAAACAAAGAAUAGCAAUGGUGAGCAUUCGCAUCAAAGGGGAAAAGAGAUUCAAGCAGGCGUUUUCUAGGGCAAUUAUACCCGACCCAUUUUUAUUAACACAGGGAUUGGGUAGCGGGCGUGCGGCCGACUUGAAGUACUGGGAGCUCGUCGGACGGACUAUCGCAAGAGUCGCAACGAAGGACAAAAUUGUCGUAGAAAAAUCAACCGUUCCAGUUCGCACGGCCGCCGCAUUAGACAGGGUAAAUAGAAUAUCAAAAAUAUCUACUGGGACAGAGGACUUUGCAGUUUUUCUGACCUCCUAGCUUGUUGCAUUCUUGCAGUAAUGAAACGAGAAUUGCAGACUCCUCCUUAAUAUUGCUAGAACUAGGUCUACUACCGUAAUGUAUCACACCAAGCAUCAUUGCACCAACAAAAUCAAUCUUUAUUUUUCUUGGACAGGUGUUGAAUUCUGGCACAUCCGACAGUAAAUUUGUGAUAUUGUCGAAUCCGGAGUUUUUAGCUGAGGGGACCGCAAUUCAAGAUCUUUCCGCACCAGAUAGGAUCCUCAUCGGCGGUCCGCAAAACAAAAGUGGAUUGGACUCUCUCGACCUUCUCGUUAUGUCUCAACUUAGACUUUUUCUUAAUCAUUCGGUUAAUAAGCGAACAAAACCUGGUCCUCUAUGAUCAUUGGUACUCAUACCUUUGCUCCUCACCCUCAGCAGCUAUUCGGGAUCAUACAGAGUAAUCCAACAGUUCAAACACAUAGAUACCUGUUGUAGAAUUCAAAAGCAAAACAAGGGAGGACCCGAACCUAGGAUUAUGCAAUAGAAAGAAACACCUACUCCAGUCGUUAGUUGGUUUCUUCAUAUGAGCAGACGUGUAUGCGAAUUGGGUGCCUCGCGAGAGAAUUUUGACGACCAAUUUGUGGUCUUCCGAGUUAUCGAAACUAGUAGCGAACGCUUUUCUUGCGCAGCGUGUGUCGUCAAUAAACGCUAUCUCUUAAGGCUUGAUUUGGAGAUGCAUGAUUUCCGCGUCCACUCUUAAUUAGUAAAAAAAGGCGUCUUCUUGAUCUUCAGAGAACCGCCUCAUCAAAGGGAUGGAGGAAAAUGAAUUCCACGAAUAGUAUAGUAAGAGUCGAUUCAGGGAAGUCGUAGGUCCAAUCCGAACCGACUAACAUCAUCAGGAUAGUAAUUGUAAAAGUUAGUUCUAAAUUAGACAGCUAUGCGUGAGGACCGGAGCAGACGUCACCGAAGUUUCCAAAGCGAUUGGGAUGGACUCGCGGAUCGGACCCAAAUUUCUAAAGGCCAGUAUUGGCUUCGGCGGUUCCUGUUUUCAGAAAGACAUUCUGAAUUUAGUCUACCUCUGCCAACAGUUUGGUCUCAAGGAUGUCGCGGAUUACUGGGAACAAGUUGUACUCUACUACUUCACGAUCGUUUUCUAGAAGAUGACCUCCACAAAAUCUUGAUCUUCUUCAUUCAUCUCAAGAAGAAAAAGAAACUGAAAUAGAAAUUGGAACUGCGUAUUUGGAGGAGCCAGGUGGUAGCCAUGUUGCAAUUAUCAUCUAUUCUUCGAUGUACUAAAAGUUCGACGUGGUUCAAACUAUCUGAGGCUCAAUGGACUUUUAUUAUCUUUACCUCCCACCAAGAAAUGGACCCUCUACCGACCUCCCCCGACCAGGUAAUAAUGAACGACAAGCAGAAAGACGCAUUCACACACAAUAUUGUGGCUUCGAUGUUCAACACAGUGAACGGGAAAAACAUCGCGAUAUAUGGAUUCGCUUUUAAGAAGGACACAGGGGACGUGAGGGAAACACCAGCGAUCCGUGUCUGCGAGUUGCUCAUAGAGGACGGCGCAAUUUGCCAAGUAUACGACCCGAAAGUCGAGAAAUCAGGUAACUAACUAAGAGGACUAAGAAAUAUACUCUUCUACGAGGUCCUCUACUAGUACUACGCAAAAAAGAGAGUUGUCUGUAAAUUUUCAGAAUGCAGCCGCUAUUUUUUUGCACCAAGUCCACUUCCACCAAUACAAUAGGCCCCUAUUCCAUUAUACACUGUUUACUAAAUCCAGAUGCGAUGUUGGAAUUUCGAAUGCAGGGAAUCGAUGUGGACGAGAACAAGCUGAACUUCUGCGCAGACCCACUAACUGCUGCCGAUGGAGCGCACGCCAUCGUCGUUCUAACAGAGUGGGAUGAGUUUUGCACCUACGAUUACAAAGAACUCUUCAAAUUAAGGCGACGAGACCUUUUCUGGUGAAUCAAUAUUGAAUGGUUGUCGUCAUACUUUCCUGUGAGUAGAGAAUGUUGGCGUAACUGAAACUCAUUGAUUCUGUCCAAAUUCCCAGCCCUUACAGCAACUAGGCUCGAUUCAUCAUCUAGUUGAUGAAUUUUCACUGAAUCCAUUUGGGAAUAGAAAUAGUUUCAGUUGUUACUGAGCAGUGCUCUAAUGACGCGAAUGAAAAAACCAGCUUUUAUCUUUGAUGGUCGUAACCUCUUGGAUCAUCAGGCCUUGUCUGCGAUCGGCUUCGAGGUCCACGCUAUUGGAAAAGCAUCGAAAUACACGCGGAGUAAGUCCUUGUUGGCGCAGGCGGAAGAAGAAUCGAUGUACGGGGGCGAAAGACGCAUGACAGCAAACGGGCAUUAGUCCCCUUCCUCGAUCGACAAUCUUGUCAUGUGUAAUCAAUGCCCACGAAAACGAUACCGUUCAUGUACCAUCUUGAGGACGUGCAAGGCCGAUGUCGCGGAGCACGUGCAGUGAGGUGACUGUUAUUUCGUUGCGUGCAACAUGUCCGGAGCGUAACAACUUCUUUGUUCUCAUUUCAAAUCCACGGAAGACGGUAGGAUCAAGAGACUACAACGGUUCGUCAACCCUCAUCCACGUAAGAAUUCUGCGUCAUGUAUACUUGUUGCUGGUUCUCCCCUCCCGAGGUAAGCUUAGAAGUGCUUGCUGCUGUUGCCCCCAUUUUUUGUAGCGUCACCUGUGCAGCGGACCAUGAUUUUUCGGAAUAAAAAAGUGUGCAGAUCGAAGGGUCCACCAAGAAGCGCAGUGUGCCAGCUGCACAGAUCAAUGUCCUGCAAAGCUCCCCUUCUCGUGGGUAAACUUCGUCUCAGCUUAGUCGGGUGUGAUAUCUCGCAGAAUCCAGAGAUGAUUCGAAGAAUCGAUCCUUCUCGAUAACGGAGACUUUACGUACACCAUCACGAUUACGAGUAUAAUUUUUAGAUAACAGAGAUAAAUCUUCAGAUGUGCGAAAAGUAGUGAUUUGUGUGGUGCUAGUGCGCACGUCGUUGGGCUGCACAAUGUUUAUAGUGAAAAUAAUGCGGAGCAGGGUGCCCGCCCUCUGCAUAAGUGCACC